Exaiptasia diaphana is the source of this 440-nucleotide messenger RNA. RefSeq lists its product as uncharacterized. The coding region runs from base 90 to 407 and encodes 105 amino acids. The transcript has 3 exons. NCBI's taxonomy places the organism in Eukaryota, Metazoa, Cnidaria, Anthozoa, Actiniaria, Aiptasiidae. The record is from RefSeq and is a predicted model, not a curated record.
AUAAGCUGUCUAGAGUAGCUCUUUCAGAAGUACUUACCACCAACGUGUCUCGCCCGACAAGUUUCAUUUAUUCAUUUAUUUAAGUGAACAUGAAGAUUGCAGGAAAUAYCUUCGUCCUUUUGGUGUUGUUACUUGUCAUUGAAGCAGCCAUGGUGAUGGGAAGACCAAAAGACAAGAAGACUCCAAUGAAAACCCAGAAUGACAGAACAGGUAUUUGGCCAGAUGCUCGUUUUGCUGUAGCAACGUGCGCAGAAAUAAAGACAGAGCCGAAGCGCUUUUGCGACAACUGCUUGGGUAUCAUAACACGAAGUCACGCAUUCCUAUGCGAUGCCUGUCACACAACAUGCAGUACAUGUACGGGAUUCACAAUUGAAAAAUGCCACCCUUUAGGCCAUCCAUCGGGUUAAAAUGACAAAUGUCUCAUAUACAAAAGAAACGAA